Molecule: messenger RNA, 1821 nt
Organism: Rotaria socialis
Lineage: Eukaryota; Metazoa; Rotifera; Eurotatoria; Philodinida; Philodinidae
Source: the annotation of a GenBank genome assembly
AUGGUUGAUACAUAUGUGUCAUUUUCAACAGAAAAUUGCAUGAGUUCGUUUACGGCAUUUGAAAAUAUUCCCGAAAUCAAAGAUAAUCAAGAUCCAUUUAAAAUUGACCAAGGAGAUAUAGAAGAAUUGCAAAAAAGAGCUUCGACAAGUUCAAUUGAAAAAACGAAAAAAUCUAAAAGAAAUAAUAAUCAUAGUACGACAUUAGACAGUACUAAAACAACCAGUGCAACGCCGACCGUACAAUGUGAUAUUUGUUCAGUACCAAUAAGCGGUCCAAUUGUUUUUGAUUCUCAUAUGAAAGGAAAAAAACAUCAAACACAGUUAAAAACUAUGCUAAAUAAAAAUCCUCAGUACAAAGCACCAACCUAUGAAGAACUCUGUGCUAGAAAACACGAACCAGUAGUUGUGAAUAAUGAAAGUGAAAAAUCAGAUGUUACUUUGUCAGAAUUAAAUGCAAAUGAAACGCAGAUUGAGCCGCCUGUGAUGCCGCCAAAAACGCUUAAUUGUAAUAUGUGUAAUAUUUCGUGUAAUAGUCAACAAAUGUUUGAGAAUCAUGUUUCUGGAAAAAAACAUCAAGCGAAAAUAAAACUUAACAAUCCAACUAAUCCAACAUCAACGCGCAUCAUUCCAGAUAAUAAUCCUUCUUCGUCGAAUUACUGUGAUGUGUGUUCAAUGCAAUUGAAUUCCGAAAAUGAUCUAACUGAUCAUCUUGCUCAAAAACAACAUCAAGCAAGAGUGAAAGACGCAGAAUUUUGUGCUAAAGAAGCAGCUGAGAUAAAUAUCAAGUUUGAAAAUUAUAAAAUACCAAUAUCAGAUGCAGAAAAAGAUAGUUUCGAAUAUCAAUGUGUACCAUGUGCAAAAAGAUUUAGAAAUAAAGUACAACUUAUUGAACAUCUCAAAAGUACGCUUCAUAAUCGAAUUUCCAAUCGAUCAAGCCACCAGACUCCUUCAAACCCACCCAGUCAAGGCAAAACUCAAGCUAAACAAGGAAGUAUCCCGCGAAAUGAUACUAUAACUCGUGAUCAGAGCCCCUCUUCGUUUUCUGGUUCUACCAGAUCGUCAAGAAAAUCACGUCCAUAUCGUUCUCAACCAUAUCCUCGUAGCCGUACUUAUGAGCCAUACGAUCACGAUUUUAAUCCACCAACUUCACAAAAUAUUUUCGGUGCAUUUGAUCCUAACAAUGAAAUGGCAUAUUCACCCGCCAAUAAUACUAAUAAUUACUAUCCUUCAACAAAACGUCCAAUACCCUAUGAACAAUAUUCCAAUGAAUAUGAUGCAUUUUUUCCUAAACGUGCUCGCCCAUAUAAUGAUACAAGUGAUAAUUCCCAAGAAUUUUAUUCCAUCGAGGCAAAUUAUUAUUCAUCAGCGACAAGUUCAAAUUAUCCGCCAUCCACAGGUUCAAAUUAUCCACCAUCCACAAGUUCAAGUUAUCCACCGCCAUCAAGUUCCAGCUAUCCACCAUCGUCAAGUUCAUAUUAUCCACCUCCGACAAGUUCAAAUUAUCCAUGGAAUGAUGACAACAAUAGUUAUACAUCACCAGUAGAUGAUUAUAAUGACCAAUCAGCUGCAUCAGAAGUAUCUUGGCCAUAUUCAACUGAACCUCACUAUGAUCCACCACAAUAUUCAGCUCCUCCAUCGAGUUAUAUCAAUCCUAUACAUUAUCCAUCUAAUCAACCGCCAUUGCCUAGUUAUGAGCCACCGCCACCAUUACCAAACUAUCCACCGCCAUCGUCUUAUACUCGUGCUCAAAGUUCCUCUUUUCAUGCUAAUACUGGAAAUCAAGAGACUAAUAGUUUCUAUCCGAAUUCUUUCGGUCAAUAA